GAAUUUCAGCGGCGUUUCGGACCGAACAGCCGCUGGGACUGAAACGCCGGGCCCAUGGGAUGGCUGCGCUUCUUUCGCUGCUGUCGCCGGAGGCCGCGCAUGCCCCGGGUUUGGCGAUCGGCGGCGGCGACGGUCAGGUCACCUGCGCAGGCACAGCAGGCGGCACGAUGUGACGAAGGCAGAAGUGGGGCUUGGCUCGCAGGGCGUCGGACUGCUGGCGGUGGCCCCGUGGAAAGCGCUCCCCCGAACUACUAUGACCACUCCAGUCGCGCGGAGGACUUGGCCAGCUUGGACCACGACCCACAGAGGUGGCGGGAGGACUUCCAGAGGGCGGGGGACGGCAAAAAGAACCCGGACAUGUUCGUCAUCCGGAAGAUGCGGAAGGUGAUCUGGCUUCAGACAGAGAAGUGGAUCAGCAACAACUUGCGUCAGCUGCCACCGGUGAUCACAUACAUUUGGCCGGAAGAGGGCGCCGGGACAAUGGUGAGCGAGUUCGCACCGGAGGUGGAGGUUGUGGAGCAGGACAUCCUGGAGCAUGCGCAGGAGCUUGCCAGGUCCCACCGCGUGGCAGUGCUGAACAUGGCCUCGGCGGCCCAGCCGGGGGGCGGCUUCCGUGAGGGCGCCGGCGCGCAGGAGGAGAACCUGCACCGCCGCAGCGACCUCGUUCGUUUCCUCGACACACGCUGGUACCCGCUUCCGGAGGACAAGUGCCUUGUGUCGAAGGAUGUGACAGUGUUCCGGGGCUCCGAGAAGGAAGGGUACCCAUUCCUGGAGGCCUGGGCGAGCGGGCAGCUUGCAUGUUCCCAACCGAAGGAGAAGUUCUACGUGGACUUUUUGACCUGCGCCGCGGUGAGGUAUCCCCAUGUGCACGUGGAUCACUGCGGCUGCAGGUAUAAAUACCCGGACGACGAGGAGAGCAUGCGGAAGAAGGCUCGCGCCAUCCUGGGCGCCGCAACAGCUGCACACUGCGACGCCGUGGUGCUGUCGGCCUUCGGGUGCGGCGCCUUCGGCAACCCGCCGGAGGAGGUUGCGCGCGUCUUCCAGGAGGAGCUGAGAACAGCAUGCCUGAAGAAGGUGAGUUUUUGCAUCUUCAACGACCACAACAGUGGGCGGCGGCACAACCCCCGAGGCAACUUCAUUCCGUUCAAGGAGGCCUUCGCCAGACGCGAAAGGUCCAUGGAUCUCUGAGGGGGAUCUCGGAGCGACCCAAGGGCGCUCGAGGGCCCCAAGGCCCUCGGCUCCACAUCCGGCCGGCGACAUCGCCCUCGGCUGGCGCGCCUGCCAACAAUCAUGGCGCCUGCAUCCCGCCAUGAUGGGUUGGAGGCGUGCGUCUUGAGGCGAUGGCGGAACUCUU
This is a messenger RNA of Effrenium voratum, 1354 nucleotides long. The record is from the annotation of a GenBank genome assembly. NCBI's taxonomy places the organism in Eukaryota, Dinophyceae, Suessiales, Symbiodiniaceae.